UUUGGGCCUGGUUGUAAACAAUCCCACGAGUUGUUGUUCGGUUUACAGCCGGGUUUGGCAAGGGGCAUUUCAUUGGAAAGUUGUAACUUGUAAAGAUAUCACUCCACCAUGUUCCAUAUAGCUCGUGCACCUUUGUUUAGAUUACAUAAGUCACAGAGCAUCCGAGUGCUGCUGUCCUGCAAUGGCUUUUCCUCCGACUCGAACACUCCCGGCGAUGGUAGUGACAAACCAAAGCCACCAAAAAAGUCCACAACACGACCCGUGGCCGACGCGAGUGAAGGUGAUGGUAGCAAAAAAUCGUCCGCCGCUCUGAACCGCCUCAACGAGCUGCUCGCCAUGAUGAACACCGAAAGCGAGCUGAAGCUCGUCAAAAAGGUCGAUCUUCCCCGUCCGAAGGGCAAGAAAUCGCAGGAUAAAAAAGCAUCCUCCGACAGCGAUUCCGAUUCCGACGCGGAGGAGGAGCGCCCGAAAGAUCUCGCCCAAGCGACGCGCAAAGUGGCCAGCGCGCUCGGGGGCGACGCGAAGCGCACCGAAUCGGAACUGCUCUCGAAGCUGCUCGGUACAGCGGCACCGGCCGCCGAUGGGGAAAGCAACCUGAACGACAUCAUUACCGGCAUGGUGGUGGACAGGAAGGCACAGAAGGCGGCGCAAGCAUCUGGCGGCGACCGUGAGCCAACGCGCAGCACGCUGGUGAAGAAAUCGAUCGACUCCAAGCGGGCGAAGCAAAGGCGCACGGAAGAGGGGGGUGCUGGUGGUGAGCAGGAGCGCUUCGGCUCGAAGGAUCGGUACGAGCGCAAGCGAUCCAGCGCGAAGCAGACGGCCCACGCCGCACCGGGCGGUCCGGGCAGUGUGAAGCUGUUCGGCGAGGAACCGUUGGGCAUUUUUACCGACCAGGCCGCGCUGAAGGAAAGCCCCGACAAGCUGCGCACCUGGCAGCGGCUGAACGAGCGCGAGCUGCGGCUGGCGGUCACGCAUCCGCCCGCAAACUACUUCCAGAAGAUGGCCCUCUGGACGGAGCAGGGCAAGCUGUGGAAGUUCCCGAUCGACAACGAGCAGGGGCGGGAGGCGGAAGCGACCGUCCCGUUCACCGAACACGUGUUUCUCGAGGAGCAGCUGGAAGGGUGGUGCCCGCGCAAGGGCCCGGUCCGCCACUUUAUGGAGCUGGUGUGCGUGGGGCUGUCGAAGAACCACUACAUUACGGCGCAGGAAAAGCGCGAACACAUCGAGUGGUUCCGGGACUACUUUGAGCAGAAGAAGGAACUGCUGCAGGACCUGAUCGUGGCGGAAGCGGCCAGCAAGGCGAAGGAGGUUGAGAAAUAAUCAUUAAUUCCGGUAAAAUAGAAUACGUUCUAGAGAAA
This is a messenger RNA of Anopheles coluzzii, 1358 nucleotides long. It is a transcript of the gene mRpS31, whose product is annotated as 28S ribosomal protein S31, mitochondrial. Lineage: Eukaryota; Metazoa; Arthropoda; Insecta; Diptera; Culicidae. Gene Ontology annotation, cellular component: mitochondrial small ribosomal subunit. Gene Ontology annotation, molecular function: structural constituent of ribosome. The coding region runs from base 109 to 1320 and encodes 403 amino acids. The record is from RefSeq and is a predicted model, not a curated record. The transcript has 2 exons.